Stylonychia lemnae is the source of this 519-nucleotide messenger RNA. Lineage: Eukaryota; Ciliophora; Spirotrichea; Sporadotrichida; Oxytrichidae. The record is from the annotation of a GenBank genome assembly.
AUGAAAAAUGAUAAAGAUCAAAAACAAAUCUCCUCAAGAAAAUUAUCAAAUGAUGUUGAUUAGGACAAAGAUAUAAAUGAUUUAGAUGUUUCCAAUGAUGAUAUCAAUAUGGUUAAUGAAUUGGAAAACUUGGAUUAGGAUUUUCUUAAAGAGAUUAUAAAAGUCCAGUAACUUAAACAUAGAUCUCUAUGUAAAAUUUUAGAUUAUUAAAUAAAGCAAUCUGCAAAUGAGCAAAACUUGUUUGUUUUUUCUGAGGGAUACAAUGGCUCCCUAUAUGAUUUAUACCGAACUAACAAAAAUGAGAAUAUGGAAUUCACUCAAGAAUAAUUAAUUGACAUUGCAUUCUAAAUUCUCAUGGGAAUUAAUUAUUUGAACCAAAAAGGAUAUAACUUCAAAGGAAUGAUGAGAAUGGAAAAUAUCAAUUUUGACGAAAUGUUUGAAGUAAAGCAAGAGGAUAUGCUAUAUUUGCCGAAAGAAACUAUAAUGAAUGGAUAACUCCAAGACAAUGUAAUUCUUUGA